Messenger RNA from Olea europaea var. sylvestris, 387 nucleotides. RefSeq lists its product as uncharacterized. The record is from RefSeq and is a predicted model, not a curated record. Bases 1 to 387 code for a protein of 128 amino acids. The transcript has a single exon. Lineage: Eukaryota; Viridiplantae; Streptophyta; Magnoliopsida; Lamiales; Oleaceae.
AUGAAAGGUGUGUUGAGGUUUAGAAAGAAAGGGAAGUUGAGACUACGAUUCAUUGGACCUUUUGACAUUCUUGAAAGGAUUGGUAGUGUGGCUUACCGACUUACCUUACCACCUGAACUGGCAGUAGUGCAUAAUGUGUUUCAUAUCUCAAUGCUUAGAAAAUAUGUUCACGAUCCCAACCAUGUCGUAAGUUACCGAACUUUGGAAGUACAAAAGGACCCGUCGUAUGAAGAAAUUCCAAUAAUGAUUUUGGACAGAAAGGUGCAUCAACUCAGAAAUAGAGAAGUUCCACAAGUCAAGGUGCGAUGGCGUAAUCAAGGGCUGGACGAGUCAACAUGGGAGAAGGAAGAUGAGCUUAAAAGCAAGUAUCCAGAACUCUUCGAUUAG